Rotaria sordida is the source of this 1807-nucleotide messenger RNA. Lineage: Eukaryota; Metazoa; Rotifera; Eurotatoria; Philodinida; Philodinidae. The record is from the annotation of a GenBank genome assembly.
UGAAAUUCUUAAAAGUAGCUCAUGUGAUAACUCUAAACUCACUGUCAAUCCUCAUUUUAUACCUUUAAUUUUCUUCUACUAAAAAGAGUAUGCCAAGCUACAGAACAUGACACAGUGCUCUCUUUUUUUUUUAAUAAUUUUUAUGUAAAAAAAAAAAAAAAAAAUGAGUGACAAGUUGAAGGUCUCAAAAAAAUUUCUAAAAAUAGAGGUCUGUUGAUAUAAAUGUUUUCUAUAUAUAAUGAGAUUAAAAUUUAAUUAAGAAGAGAGAUUCUGUGAAGGUCUGCAUUUUGACAUAUUCAUUCAAGCAACUAAAAAAAGAAAAAUUUAAUUAUAUAGAAUGAGGUUCAUCUGAAAAAUUCUGAGCUACGCAAUCAAAAAAAAACAAAACGAAAAAUAUUUACCGCUUUUUCUAAAAAAAAAAUAAUGUGUCAAAUAAAAAAAUCAUCAUAUGCGUGUAUGUGUAAAAGAUCUGACCUCAAGUUAUCUUCCCAUGCAUUUAUUUUAUUUCCGAUUAAUCAAACGGAAAUGGACUUGUAUUUUUGAAGGGAGAACGGACAGCCUUGAGCAAUUGAAUCAAUCGCGAAACGAUAUGUUCUUUUUUUUCUUCUAUUCAAUUCUCAUAUGAAUCAUUCAAAAACUCAUUCAACCUUCAAUAUAAUAUCUUAUUUAGAUAUAUGCGAGAUCAUCAAUCUCGAAACCAGUAGAUACAAAAUUUAUCAGCAUCGAAAUCAAAAAAAUUUGAUUCCGCGUAUCUCUAAUCUUAAUAUAACAUUUAAAUUUCGCUUAAUAUUUUAUAAAAUAUGAUCUAAAACGAGUGUUGAAAUUUCAGGGGUAGAAAUUUGGACUAGUGUCCUGCACGAGUACCAUUUUUCGCAAUUGGUACAUUCACAAUCAUAGUACGAUUUUCAAACAUUUAUUUUAUUAUGAAAAAAUAUACUAUUUAAUUUCUCGCGUAAACAGCAACAAAAAAAGAUCAUCUCAAAUUUAAGAUUCACUUGAUUUACCUUUUUUGAUAAAUAUCGCUUUUAACUUCUGUGAUUCAUUUUCAAGUACUCACAAUAGAGAUAAAUGCUCUUCUUUUUUUUUUUUUUUUUUGUUUUGAAUUCUAAUGAUUAUUUUUCUUAUUUUCUAGUCCGUUGAAGGCAAAUGGAAUAGUACUAUAACAUCAGUUAAAGAUCGUCAAAAACAACAAUUUAAAGAUCGUGUUAUGCAACUACAUGAAGAAAGUUUAGUAUCGAAUAGUUUACAAAGUUCGAAUGGUAGCAAUAAAAUAUAUACACGUCUUAAUGCAAUACUAUCAUCACCAUUAUCUGUUGUAAUUGCUGUACCUGAUACAACAUUACAUGAACGUCGUUUAGAAACAAGUUAUACUGUACAACUUGGUGCACAAUUAAAAUCAAUGUAUAAUCUUCGUUUAAUUCGUUGUGAUAUGCUUGAUUAUUGUCGUUUAAAAACUGAGAAAAAAGAUAAUAAAAUUUUAUUUGAACCACAACGUCUUCAAACACUUAUGUCACUUUAUUCAAGUUCACUUUGUGGUCUUGUAUUACUUGUACCAAAACGAAUUCGUUUAACAACUUCUGAUAUUAAAGAAGAAUUCGCUUCUGUAUGUGAACGUUCAACUGAUUUUCAUUUUCCAUCAUUUGAACAACAAUUAUCAAGUAUUGAAGAAUGUCUUCAAAAAGCUAAUCAAGUUCGAUUAACAGCAUCUCCUAGUCUCGAUUCAAAUUCAAUAACAAGCAAACAAAGUGAUACUUCUAUAGAAGUAAGUGACAAUGAAUCAUAUCUUCAUUCUUCUAUAGAACAUUAA